Molecule: messenger RNA, 2197 nt
Organism: Pectinophora gossypiella (pink bollworm)
Lineage: Eukaryota; Metazoa; Arthropoda; Insecta; Lepidoptera; Gelechiidae
Product: organic cation transporter protein-like
Exons: 4
Coding region: 221-1816 (531 amino acids)
Biological process (GO): transmembrane transport
Cellular component (GO): membrane
Molecular function (GO): transmembrane transporter activity
Source: RefSeq, a predicted model, not a curated record
AUGUUUUAAUUAUUCGUAAUUUUAAUUUUAUGUGACAAAUUAUUUAAUAAAUUGCUAAUAUUUGUUAAUAUUUACAUGUUCAAUGUAACAUUUUUUUUUUUUUUAAACAUAUCUGCAAUUUUUUGAUGGCCUGGUAACUUGGAUGACCGUGGAAAAGGACACAGACAAUCAAGAUCCGACAGCAACCGAUUAAAAAGAUUUCGAAUAAAAGAAGAGCGAAAUGGAAACUCAGGAUGAAGAUUCCUUAGAGGAGAUGAUGAGAAAAAUAGGUGACUUUGGCCCCUACCAGCGGUUCCAGUUCCUCCUGCACAUCACCUCUGCAGUGACUGCUGGUAUCCUGCUGCUUUCAUUGGUAACAGUUGCAGCGGUCCCAGAACACAGAUGUGCAAUUGAAGGAGUAGACACGCCAAACCACACAGAACCAUGGAACUCAUCUUUGCUGAUAGAUGCUAUACCAAUGAAUGAUAACGGAAAAUUUGAUUCAUGCCUGAUGUAUGGAUACAACAACACGACGGUAGAAUGUCACUCUUGGGUAUAUGACACUGAGUACUACAAGUCUUCUCGAGGCAUAGAAUGGAACUUCGUAUGCAGUCGCCGAUGGAUGUUUGCUGUUGCCCAAACUUCUACAAAAUCAGGGGCCGUCGUGGGAUCUUUAGUUCUUGGACGACUAUCAGACAAAUAUGGCAGAAGAACCAUCUUUCUCUGCUCUGCCGUCCUGCAACUCGUCUUCGGCACUAUGGUCGCCUUCGCUCCAGAAUUCUACUCAUUUAUAUUCAUCAGAUUCCUUUGCGGAUUUGUUGGAAUCAGUCCAUUCAAAGCUGGCUUUGUUUUAACAAUUGAACUUAUUGGUCCGAGAAAGAGAACCGUUUGCGGGUCCUUAUUUGAAGUCGGAUAUGCUGUUGGUAUCAUGCUCCUAGGAGCUUGGGGAUAUCUGAUUGAAAACAGAUUUUAUUUGCAACUAAUCUACGCAUUACACGCGGUGAUGCUGCUUCCUCACUGGUUCCUCAUGGACGAGUCGCCAAGAUGGCUCUGGUCUCAAGGCCGUAUAAAAGAAGCAGUGGCAAUCAUAGAAAAAGCUUUAAAAAUGAACAAAUCAACGGAAACAGUGACUACUCCUUUAGUAGCUCGUACUAAAUCUAAAAAAUACACAGAAGAAGUUGGCACAUUAGACUUGUUUAGAACUCCUAAUUUAUUGAAAAGGACAUUAAUAAUAUGUUUUUGUUGGUUCGCAAACUCUGUUGUAUAUUUUGGACUUACUCUGAACGCUGGAAAGUUGAAUGGCAAUCCUUACUUUAUGUUAUUCUUAAUAGGGUUGGUUGAGGUUCCCGGAUAUAUAGUGGCCAUGUUUUUCGUACAUAGGAUAGGUCAUAGAACUCUUGUUAGUUGCAUGAUGUUUAUGAGCGGCAGUUGUUGUCUGAUAGCCGUAGCGUUACCUAUAGAGUCUUACCUCAUCAUUGUUGUAACGAUGCUUGGGAAAAUGAUUGUUUCUGGAACUUUUUCUGUAGUAAUUAAGUACUCAGCUGAAUUGUUUCCUACUGUAGCCCGUAGUUCAGGAGUAGGGCUAGCAACCAUGUGUUCUAGUUUAUCGGGUGCUUUGACACCAAUGAUAAUAUUACUAGAUAAGUUUGAUCCAAAUAUACCGACUGUAGUUUUUGGUUUUAUUGCAAUUUUAUCAGGGUCUACUGUGUUACUGUUACCUGAGACCUUUGGAAGGAAUCUUCCGCAGACUUUAGAAGACGGUGAAAAGUUUGGUAUUGGCGACACUUGCUUUGCAAGUUGUAAAGGUAGGAGGAAAAGUCGUAGCUUUUCUGAAUAAAAUGUCUAAGUUGUUUAUGAAGCAGUGGCGCGCACGCGUUGUGAUCGCUCUUUUGCCUCAUCGUAUGUUUGAAAGUCGACGCAAGAAAGGCCUUUAGAUAAACAAUGUUGAACACUUUUUAUAUUCCGUUAAAUAUAGUUUCGAGAGUUUUGAUCAAUUCAAGAGGAAGACAGAAAGAUAGGAUACAGGAAAAAAUUAACUGUUGUGACAGCUGUCAAAUUAAUUACAGCUAUAUAUAAAAGGGUAUGCCUUACGUUGUUCCUUUCCAUCUACCAAUGCAUUUUGUAAGUGCAAUACUGUUUUAAGUGACGUUUAUAUCGUACCGAAAAAUUGUGUAAGUACCUACUUAAUUUAUUGUUAAAAAUAAAAUGUUCUUAUGGA